UCCGUAAAACACUCAUUUUUCGAAUUAAAAAAAAUAGAAAAACAAAUCAGUUUGGGUCAUUUGUGAUCUUGUUUCAACCGAAAAGGGCAUUCCAGCCAUUGAUUCAGAAGAGCCACACAUUCACGCUUCGCUCCUCCAUGGCCGUUGUACUUUCCUACUGCAAACCUUCUUCGUUUCCUCUUCGUCGUUUCCAUCGUCACUCCGGAAAUUCGUGGAAGAGAGAAAAUGUCCGGAGCUCAAGACGAGCAUCCACAGUGACUGCUAUGUUCUGGAGAUCAAACAAGUCUCCAGAAGUGCGAGAAUUCGAUGUUUCACUUGCGAGUUAUCCUCUAACUGGAUCAGGCAUCGAGGAAGAUUCGAGGAAAAAUGUCAUUUCACUUUCAGUUGUUUCUUCAAUAUCGAAGAUACAGCCAUCUGAAUGGGAUGCUUGUGCUUUGGACUCUUCACAACCUGAAAGCUAUAAUCCGUUUCUGACGCAUGGGUUUCUUUCAAGUUUAGAAGAGACAGGAUGUGCCAUUCGGGAAACAGGUUGGUUGCCAUUACAUAUUGUUGCAAAGGAUGAAUCCGAAAAUGUUUUGGGCGUUUCUCCACUUUAUCUCAAAAGCCAUUCGUACGGUGAAUUUGUUUUUGAUCACUCUUGGGCUGAUGCAUACCGUAGUUUUGGGGGAAGAUACUAUCCUAAACUCCAGUGUUGUGUUCCUUUCACACCAGUUUCUGGCCCUAGGAUCCUGGUCCAUGAUGGUCCUUGUAAAGACCAAGUUUUCGAUGCUAUUGUUUCUGCCAUGACAGAACUAGCGGCUAAGUUACAAGUUUCAUCUUUGCACAUUACAUUUCCUUCUGGAGCUGAAUGGAACAAAUUGAAGGAGAAAGGCUUCUCGCAGAGGAUUGGGAUGCAGUACCACUGGAAGAAUCGUGGCUAUAAAAAUUUUGAUGAGUUCUUGAUGGACAUGAAGCAGAGCAAAAGGAAAAAUAUCCGGCAGGAGCGCAAAAAGAUUGGUACGCAGAAUUUGAAAAUGAGACGGCUACGAGGGGAUGAUAUAAAGGCUAGGCACUGGGAUUCCUUCUAUGAUUUCUACAGGAACACAACUGAUAACAAAUGGGGCACACCUUAUCUAACAAGGGAGUUCUUCCACGACAUGGCAUCAAAGUUGGGAGAUGGAGUAUUACUUGUUCUUGCUGAAGAAAACGAGGAACCUGUUGCAGGAGCAUUGAAUCUUAUUGGUGGAAAUACUCUAUUUGGUCGACUAUGGGGAUGUCGUCCUGAUUCCUAUUAUCCUAGUCUCCAUUUUGAAGCGUGCUAUUACCAGGCAAUUGAAGCAGCCAUAGAGUUUAAUCUUAAAACAGUGGAAGCUGGAGCUCAGGGUGAGCAUAAGAUUAAGCGGGGCUACCUCCCAGUUAAAACAUAUAGUUGCCAUUACGUAUUCGAUGAAGGUUUCAGGCAAGCCAUAGACGAGUUUUUAGUGCGCGAAUCAAAUCAGGUGGAUUAUGUCAUCAAACUGUUGCAUGAAUCGGGACCCUUUAAAGAGACAAUAGAAUAGAUGCAUUAGCAUAGUAAACAUUCUUGUACAUCUAUUUUUUAUUCACAUGUGUUGUGUAAGUUCUAUAGGUUUAUGGACCAAUGUGCAUUUUUAAUUGGCUCAUGUUCGAUUCUGAUUUGGGAUUAAUUGCUCUAUUCCCCUCACGGUCACAGACACAGUACACCAAAUUUUUUUUUUUUUAUAUAAAAGGUUUGCACUUUUUUUGUCGGAAUAUCAAUGCACAGCACACAAU
This is a messenger RNA of Thlaspi arvense, 1770 nucleotides long. NCBI's taxonomy places the organism in Eukaryota, Viridiplantae, Streptophyta, Magnoliopsida, Brassicales, Brassicaceae. The record is from the annotation of a GenBank genome assembly.